Molecule: messenger RNA, 402 nt
Organism: Serpula lacrymans var. lacrymans S7.9
Lineage: Eukaryota; Fungi; Basidiomycota; Agaricomycetes; Boletales; Serpulaceae
Exons: 1
Coding region: 1-402 (133 amino acids)
Source: RefSeq, a predicted model, not a curated record
AUGGAAAAAUUAGUUUUGGAAUCUUUGGAAGGACACUUGAGGAUGAACUCCUUGAAUGGGCAGACGGACGCGGCAAAGGCAUGUUUGGAAUUAGGCGGGAGGACCUUGCUAACAGAGGCACGCACACGGAUAGAGCGAGACGGCUAUACAAGUACUCCUCCACCCGGUUUGUCCCACCAGUCCCUAUCAUACCCAGAACGGACCAGUGUUACCCCGGAGCGCACCUACCACAUUGUCACCCAACAACCUCUGUCCACCCAGUUGGUGGAAGAAUAUAUUCCCACCGCCCCAACCAGCCCGAUCUCACAAGAGUUGAGCCCCUCCAGUCCCCGUUCCAUUGGGUUGAACCCAAAACCACCGUCUCCCCCAUCAUCUCCACCUCGACCAGUACCAAACGCCUAA